AAGGAAGAGAUUAAAUUUGACCCAAAAUCGUCUGCUUUUCAAAUGUGGUCAUGACCGGUUGCAAACUUAUGAAAAUCCUCCCGUCCUGUCUGUCCUUUGUCCUGAAAAGAAAGAAAGUAUUGCAUUUAAACAGAAAUUUUGGAAGAAAAAUGACAGAUGGGAGCAAUCAUUUGGAGAGAACUGCAGAAAGUGGAAGAAAUAAUAUAACCUCCUUGGCAACAGUCAUAGGAUUGAGACAAGAGUCAACAACAGUAAAAAGUCUAAGGUUAAAAAUUCAUGAUGAAAGGCUAACUUUCAAGGCAGGACAGUGGGUUGAUAUGUUCAUGCCUGAGGUUGACAUUGUUGGUGGUUUUUCCAUGUAUUCAUCACCAGAACAGUUACAGAGAGAGGGUACUAUUGAUUUAGCUGUAAAAUACAGUAAACAUCCACCAGCAUUAUGGGUACAUUCAAAGUGUUAUGAAGGUACCAAAGUAUAUCUAAGAGUUGGUGGGGAUAUUUAUUAUGACCCUAGUGUGUCAGAGUCACCCCAUGAUCUCUUGCUGAUAGCUGGUGGCAUUGGUAUCAAUCCCCUUUUAAGUAUAUUGUACCAUGUCAGAGAUUUGAUAUCCUUAAAGGAAAAAGGAAACCUUGAAGGUGACAAAUUAAUACCACAGAAAGUUUUAUUAUUGUACAGUGCAGCUAAACAAGAGGAACUUAUUUGUAAGAAUGAGAUAGAACAGAUUGUAUCUGUAAACGAUAAGAUCAAAUGUAAUUUUUUUGUAACUCAGGCAGAACCUAGUUAUGGUUUUAAGGGUGGAAGAAUUUGUAAAGAAGAUAUAAAAGAAUCAUUUAAUUGGUUGAAUGAACAUCAGACAAAAACUUAUAUAUGUGGACCACCACCAAUGAUAACAAAUAUGGAAAAACUUUUGAUAGAGCAAGGAUUAGACAAAAAAACAAUACUAUAUGAGCAGUGGUGGACUUCUGCUGACACAUAAUAACUGUCAAUUUAUAUACAUGAUUUUUGCUUUUACAUAAUUUAUGAAUAAAUAAUUAAGUUUCAA
Messenger RNA from Mytilus trossulus (common blue mussel), 1040 nucleotides. Its product is annotated as oxidoreductase NAD-binding domain-containing protein 1-like. NCBI's taxonomy places the organism in Eukaryota, Metazoa, Mollusca, Bivalvia, Mytilida, Mytilidae. The coding region runs from base 51 to 974 and encodes 307 amino acids. The transcript is spliced from 7 exons. Gene Ontology annotation, cellular component: mitochondrion. Gene Ontology annotation, molecular function: oxidoreductase activity. The record is from RefSeq and is a predicted model, not a curated record.